AUGUUUCAAUCAUUUACAGGCAACGCUCGUCGUCCACGGCAGGUCAACCUCGGUGCCCGCAACCCAAAUCCAUUCGCUGCCUUCCCGUCGGGACGAACUGGCCAUGGCUCCGGCCCACAGAACACCCUCGCGAUCGCCCAGCAGGAACGUUUAGCGAGACAACAGGAAAGGGAUCGGUUAGGGGCCAGUCGACUCGUACAGCGGGCAUGGCGGGGCUAUCAGAGCAGGAAGAAUACACAUGGCACGUGGAGGACAGAAUGGGAUACCGUUGAACAAAAGAGGGCAGGGACUUUGUUGCCAUUUGACGAUGUGACAGGACAGACGGGGUUGGAUGUUGAGGCGUCGGUCCCGUACGCAUCGGCGGCUGGAUGUCUAUCGCAGCUGAGACUCUUGGUCCAGUUUCUGGAACCCUGGAAUAACGGUGAUGUCGUGCGAUUGGUGUACUUUGCCAAUGCAUUUCAGAAAACUUUGAACGAGAUUCUGACCAUUGCAACGGAGGGAGAAUGGACCACCCCGCUCACACGUUUGGCAAAGCUGACUCUCCGGGUGCUGCGCUCGGCCCCGUCGUCGAGAGUACCGGCGUUUGCUUCGAGUCAUUUGUUGCAACUCUUGGCUUUCCUUACGAACUUAAUACCCAAGAUCAUGGCACUGCUUGCCCAAGAGUACUAUUCUGUCAUGUCACUGUUGACGACAAAUAUCGAGCCUCUCCGUCGAUCGAGCUUAUCCCCCGACCACCUUGUCCAAAGCAUCCUUGCCCUCCUUCGGCCGAUUACAUCCGAGACACUUACUGCAUACGAGUGGUUCGCCAGAAACUAUCUUGUUAUUUCAGACCUGCCUUCGUAUUUAGGGACACUUGAUGGCUUGGCGAACAACAUCAACUACAAACUGCUCGCGUUGGCUCUGGGACCUUUGGAUACUCAGCUUAAGAGUCGUCCAUCAAAUGAUGGGGAUGUUGAGGCUCGACUCUGGUUACUUGCAUACUUCAUUUACUUCCAUCGAUACGCGUUGGGAAGCCAGGCAGGACACCAGGCACCGGAACCUGGCUUUGUGAAGGUCGUGUCGGAAUUGUUGAACUCAACAGCAGUGCAUGUCUCACAACGGCUGGAAUUGGAGGAGGUGGGUGAUCUUGAUGAGAUUAUGGCGAAAGAACCACUGCCCCCACUUGUCAAAGAACAGCUGUUCAGCCUUAUCAAUCAGAGUAACAUUACCGGACUUCUGUCUCAGCUUCACUCAACGCAAGGAGAAUUGGCCAACGCUGACUCGGUCGCUUCUCGCGAAGCCAAGACUCUUGCCACUUAUGCUUUGACGCUUCUGAGAGUUUUCCCUCGACGUGGCGACGACAUCCGGAUGUGGCUCUACUUGGGUUCUGCUACUUCAGGCGAGUCGGGAUCAAGAAUUCCAGCAAUCAAGUAUUUCUGGCAUGCAUCGCGGUCGAGCAGGAUAUUUGCAGCGAUUUGUCAAGAUUCUACCAAGGUGCUCCCCUUGUUGAAACCUACCAGUGAAGCGGAUUCGAAAUAUUCAACAAUCCCUCAGAGCGAAAGGGACGAAGAAUGGACGAUUAUCCUACUUUUUCUCGAGCUCUAUACGUUUGUUCUGAAAGUCAUGGAUGAUGACGAGUUUUUCUCCAGUGAAUCUUCGUUCACGGCCUCUUCGAAUACGAAAGUAUCCUGGACCAAGGAAAGUGCUCUGCCAUUGGGAGAAAUCAAGGACAUGACCAUUUUUCUGAAAAACCUAGCAUUCACGUUGUACUGGAACUCAGCGGAUCUAAACGAAGACGAUACCAGGCAAUAUUCGGGGGACAUCCGGAGUUAUUUCACCUCGUUAACACCUCCAUCCGAUCAGAUUACCAGCACCAAGGAUAUUGAGAUCAAGAACAAAGAAAAGGGUCUUCCUGGGGUCACCGGUAUACCGCUUGACUAUUUCAAGGGUCUUGUUACGGGAUUGUUGAGAAUGAUCCACGAACGAGACUCGAGACGUAAAUUCCUUCCCGACGACCAUUGGCUGAUGACGAAUCGCUUUGAUAUGGAAGGUUUCAUCCCCGCUGUGGUUGCAGAAGAAGAGAACCGUCAUCAACUUCAGGAUGACGAGGACGACGAGGACCAAGGCGACUUAAUGAACGAAACCUAUGAACCAUCUGGCUUAAUCGGCACUGGCCGUGCUCAGCAGACGCGACGUAUCGAAGCUCUCAGACGCCGUCAACAUCAAGCCGCCCGUAGAAAACAACUGGAAUCAGUGGCACCUCGACUUGAAAUCCUUAGGAACAUGCCAUUCUUCAUUCCUUUUCCCACGAGAGUACAGGUUUUCCGGGAAUUUAUCCAUCGGGAUCAAAUGCGUCGGAGACACGGGGCCAUUGACCCUGAUAUUUGGCGGAUGUCUGUUGCUCAGGCCUCGAUGGGACGUAUGGAUGGUCGCGAUUUAGGCCAAGAUGUCCUGACCCGACAACACGCAGAUAUCAAGCGCGAGAGCAUAUUCGAUGAUGCCUACGAAAAAUUUUAUGACUUGGGAGAAGGCUUAAAAGAGCCUAUUCAGAUCACUUUCAUUGACAAGUUUAACAACCCGGAAGCGGGAAUCGAUGGAGGUGGUGUGACCAAGGAGUUUUUGACCAGCGUUACUCACGAGGCCUUUAAAUCAGACCGAGAGUCCCCCUUGUUCGGAGAGAACGAUGACCAUCUCCUGUACCCCAACCCCAUGGCCGUCGAGCAGCGGAGGGAGCUGCUUCGACAGUCAGGAUAUCUGGAGCGCAGUGCAGAGUGGAACGAGCAGGUGCGAGACUUGCUGCGGCGAUAUGAGUUCCUCGGGCGAGUUGUUGGAAAGUGUCUUUACGAGGGCAUUCUUGUUGAUGUUCACUUUGCACCGUUCUUCCUGCUCAAGUGGGCUCUGACGGGCGGAACUGGUUCGGCGCAGAAGGAGUCAGCAUACCGAGCUAACCUCAACGAUAUGAGAGAUCUUGACCAAGGUCUCUAUCAAGGAUUGUUGCAAUUGAAAAAUUAUCCUGGCGACGUUGAAGACUUUGCGCUGAACUUUACCAUCACUGACACUGUUUCCCUCCCGAAUUCUGGCAGCCGCACAAUUACUCGCGACUUGAAAUCAAAUGGAUCAGAUAUCGCUGUUACGAAUCAAAACCGACUGGUGUACAUUUCGUACAUUGCCCGGUACCGUCUCCAGGCACAACCAGCCCUCCAGACAAACGCCUUUUUGCAAGGACUUGGACAGAUUAUUCAACCCUCGUGGCUCUCGAUGUUCAACCAGGCCGAGCUACAGACUCUGGUGAGCGGCGAGUCGGGUGAUAUUGACGUGGCAGACUUGCGGCGCAACACGUUGUACGGAGGAGUGUACGUCAUUGGAGACGACCAGCAAGAGCACCCAACAAUCAAGGUGUUCUGGGAGGUGAUGUUCAACAUGACGAAUGAGGAACGCCAGAAGGUGUUGAAGUUCGUGACUUCUACUCCGCGAGCACCGCUUCUGGGUUUCAGUCACCUUAACCCCCGGUUCAGCAUCCGCGACUCGAGUGAGGACCAGGAACGUCUUCCCAGCACCAGCACCUGCGUGAACUUGUUGAAACUGCCACGUUAUUCGAACGCGGAGACGCUACGGGAGAAGCUUCUAUACGCGGUCAACUCAGGAGCUGGAUUUGACUUGAGCUGA
Messenger RNA from Aspergillus ruber CBS 135680, 3645 nucleotides. Its product is annotated as HECT-type E3 ubiquitin-protein ligase. The record is from RefSeq and is a predicted model, not a curated record. NCBI's taxonomy places the organism in Eukaryota, Fungi, Ascomycota, Eurotiomycetes, Eurotiales, Aspergillaceae. Gene Ontology annotation, biological process: protein polyubiquitination; ubiquitin-dependent protein catabolic process. The transcript is spliced from 3 exons. Bases 1 to 3645 code for a protein of 1214 amino acids. Gene Ontology annotation, molecular function: ubiquitin protein ligase activity.